CACCCACGGGUCUCAGUGCUAAUCGCCACAGGGUAGGAAGCUCUGCCUUUUGAGCUCAGUUCCCGUAACUUGAGCCCUUACUGGUGACGUUGCGCCUAUGCCACCUCAAACUCGCCCCGCCUAUCGCCUAUCUCGUCCUACGCCCCGCCUCAGCCCUUGAAAGUCGCGGGACUGCGCGCUCCCGGCUGAGUCCCCCGCAAUACCAGAGGCUGUGGGUCCCUGUGGGAGGUGUCCUGAGACCUCCGCGGCUCUCAAGUCCGCAAGGCAGAACUCUCCAGAUGUGUUCCAGAAAUGGCAUGUUUUUCAUCCCAAUGUUACAUAAAAACAGCAAAGACCUCCCUGGGAUGACCCCUAGUGACCUGAAGACCUGUACUGAAGGGGCGGUGUUAAGUUUUCAUAACAUUUGCUAUCGAGUGAAAACGAAGAGUGGUUUUCUACUUGGUCAGAAAACAGUGGAGAAACAAAUACUACAUGAUAUCAGUGGGAUCAUGAAACCUGGCCUCAAUGCCAUUCUGGGACCUCCAGGUUCAGGCAAAUCUGUGUUGUUAGAUGUCUUAGCUGCAAGGAAAAAUCCACAUGGCUUAUCUGGAGAUAUUCUGAUAAAUGGAGAAGCACAUCCUUCCAAUUUCAAAUGUUAUUCAGGCUAUGUGGCACAAGUGUCUGAUGACGUCAUGAAGGGCACACUGACGGUGAGAGAAAACUUACAAUUUUCAGCAGCUCUUCGAAUUCGUACAACUGUGACAAAUCAAGAAAAAAAUGAGAAAAUUAAUAGGAUCAUUGAAGAAUUAGGUCUGGAUAAAGUGGCAGAUUCCAAGGUUGGCUUUGAAUUUAUCCAUGGUCUGUCUGGAGCAGAAAGAAAAAAGACCAGCAUUGGAAUGGAGCUGAUCAAUGAUCCUUCCAUCUUGUUCCUGGAUGAGCCCACUAAUGGUUUAGACUCAAGCACAGCACAUGCUGUUUUUGUACUUUUGAAAAGGAUGUCUAAGCAAGGAAGAACAAUCAUCUUCUCCAUUCAUCAGCCUCAGGACUGCAUUUUCAGGAUGUUUGAUAGUCUCACAUUACUGGCCUCCAGAAAACUGGUGUUCCAUGGUCCUGCAAAUGAGGCUAUACAGUUCUUUGCAUCAGCAGGUUAUAGCUGUGAACCCUACAACAACCCUGCUGACUUCUUCCUGGAUGUGAUUAAUGGAGACCCCUGUGCUGUGGCACUAAACAGACAAGAAGAAGACCAUGAAGCCGAUGAGACUGAAGAACUUUUCAAGAGACAAAAAUCAGCCAUAGAACAUUUAGCAGAAUUUUAUGCCGAGUCCUCUGUCUGCAGAAAAAUAAAAGAUGACUUAGAUCAACUCUCAGGAGGUGGGAAGAGGAGCUUAGUCUUCAAGGAGACCACCUAUGUUACGUCCUUCUAUCAUCAGUUUAAAUGGAUUGCCUGGCGUUCAUUCAAAAACCUGUUGGGUGAUCCUCAGAUUUCUGCAUCUCGGGCUGCUAUCCCAUUCAUAGUGGGAUUGGUUAUUAGUGGCAUUUUCCUUGGGCUAAGAAACCAUUGUACUUUAUUCCAGAAUAGAGCCUCGAUACUCUUUGUGCUGACAAUCUACCAGAGUUUCAGCUUCUUGGCAGCAGUGGAAACAUUUGUGUUAGAGAAGAAGCUCUUUAUGCAUGAAUAUAUCAGUGGAUACUAUGGACUGUCAUCUUACUUCCUUGGAAAACUGCUAUGUGAUUUACUAUGCAGGAAAUUGUUACCAAGUAUUAUAUUUAAUUGUACACUAUACUUCAUAUUAGGAUUGAAGCAAACAGUGGGUGCUUUUCUAAUCCUGAUGUUUUCCCUUGCGAUGGUGUCUUGUUCAGCUCAUUUUUUGGCACUGGCCAUUGCUGCAGGUCAAAGUGUGGUGUUUUUAACAACACGUCUUAUGGACAUCUAUUUUGUGUUUAUGAUGAUUUUUUCAGGUAUCACAGUAAAUCUUAGAACCAUGGCACCUCAGCUUGUGUGGCUUCAGUACUUCAGUAUCAUGUUUUAUGGCUUUACGGCUCUGCAACAUAAUGAAUUUUGGGGAGAAGACUACUGUGUGGGACUCAAUACAACAGAAAGCAGUAGUUGUCCCAACUAUGUAAUAUGUACGGGUGAAGAAUUCCUAACAAUCCAGGGCAUUGAUCUCUCACCUUGGGGCUUGUGGAAGAAUCAUGUGGCUUUGGCUUUUAUGAUGAUCAUUUUCUUCACCAUUGCCUACAUAAAGUUGUCAUUUCUUAAAAAAUAUUAUUAAAUUUCUUUAGUUUACUAAAGAUUACUCUCACAGUAAGAGGAGCAUUAAAGGGGG
This is a messenger RNA of Octodon degus (degu), 2306 nucleotides long. RefSeq names its product ATP-binding cassette sub-family G member 2-like. Lineage: Eukaryota; Metazoa; Chordata; Mammalia; Rodentia; Octodontidae. Gene Ontology annotation, molecular function: ABC-type transporter activity; ATP binding; ATP hydrolysis activity. The record is from RefSeq and is a predicted model, not a curated record. The coding region runs from base 279 to 2252 and encodes 657 amino acids. The transcript is spliced from 16 exons. Gene Ontology annotation, cellular component: plasma membrane.